GAAAAUACACUUUUCUUUAACUUAUCGACUGUAUUAACCUCGUGUAUUACAUGUAUUAUGUUGUUAUAAUGGCAUACGUACACACUGCCUUUUUAAUUCACGUGUUAGUUCAUGGUUUGCCUUCAGAUUCAGCUAAAUGAGCUAGUUAGCAUUAAAUGGUUAGCUCUGGGCUAACUAACGAGAGUUAACCCUGCUAAAUCCGGACCCGUCGCGGAGCUGCACCAUCACGAUGUCCCGUCAGUGUCUGAUCCUGCUGCUGCUGCUCGGUGUCGGAGUCUCGGCCGUGGAGGUCCAGCGCCCUCGCGGUGUCCCUUUAUCAAAGCGGCAGUUUUACGAAGAGGGCAAACCUUUCACCUGCCUGGACGGAUCCCGCACUGUCCCCUUUGACAGAGUGAACGAUGACUACUGUGACUGCCAGGAUGGCUCUGAUGAGCCAGGGACUGCUGCUUGUCCCAAUGGCAGCUUCCACUGCACCAAUGCAGGUUUCCAUCCGGGCUUUAUCCCUUCCUCCCGCAUCAAUGACGGAAUCUGCGACUGCUGUGACACAACAGACGAGUACAACAGCGGUGCUGCCUGCCAGAACACCUGCAGGGAAUUAAUGCGCAAAGAGAUGGAGAGCCUGCAGAAGAUGACAGCGAUUGCCAAGGAGGGCUUUCAGCUUAAACAGCAACUCAUCCAGGAGGCCAAGAGGGGUCUAGAGGAUAAAAAGGCCAAACUUGCAGAUGUUCAGGUCAGUAAGAAGGAUCUGGAAGAGAGGGUGGAGGCUCUAAGAACUGUAAAAGAGACUGCAGAGCAGCCAGAGAAAGAAGCCAAAGAGCGCCAUCUGAAGGCAUGGGAAGAUGAAAAAGCUGCCAUCCAAAGGGAGAAGGACUUGGCUAGAAUGGCUGAAGUGUUUCUUGAACUUGAUGAUGAUGCAGAUGGAUUUGUCUCAGUGGCUGAACUACUGUCCCAUUCGGAGCUCGACCCAGAUUCAGAUGCUUCAGAUGCCAGAUUCACGGAGGCAGAGGCUCAGGGACUGUUGGGAGGAGUGGACAAAGUGGACACAGCAGCAUUUGAGUCUGUUUGGAUUAACAUCAAAGAAAAAUACAUAUCAGAGGCUAAUGCAGACACCCCAGCACCAGUGGAGACUCCACCAGAGGAGACAACAGAUCCAAUCUACAAUGACUCUGAGCAAUACCCUGAUGAAGACAUCCCAGAGGAAGAAGAUGACGAUGAUGAAGAGGAUGAAGAUGAUGACCCAGAUGACGUAGACUAUAAGCCUCCUGCGACACGGACUCAAGAAAAGAAGGAUGGAGAUGAUGAGGGAGCUAUGCCACCAUAUGACCAAGAAACACAGAUCCUCAUUGAUGCUGCUCAGAAAGCCAGGAAUGAGUUUGAUGAGGCUGAGAGAGCUCUACGUGAAGUGGAUGAUCAAAUCAAGAACCUUGAGAAGGAAAUCUCCUUUGACUUUGGACCCAGUGCCGAGUUUGCCCACCUCUAUAGCCAGUGUUAUGAGUUGACUACUAGCGAGUACAUCUACAGGCUAUGUCCGUUUAACAGAGUAUCCCAGAAACCCAAGUUUGGUGGUUCAGAAACUAACCUGGGAACAUGGGGGAAAUGGGCAGGUCCUGAUGAUAAUGUCUACUCUGUAAUGAAGUAUGAACAUGGAACAUCAUGCUGGCAAGGUCCUAACAGAUCUACCACUGUUAAGUUAACAUGUGGAAAGGAGACAGUUGUGACAUCUACCUCAGAGCCCAGUCGGUGUGAAUACCUGAUGGAGUUCACCACCCCUGCUGUCUGCCAGGAGCCCCAAAGCCUGGAUCUAGAGCAUCAUGACGAGCUCUAGAUCUGUUUGAUUUGUUGUUCUUGAGGGACCACAGUCACUGCAGCAACAUGAAGUUGCCAUGAACGGCGCCACUUUGGCAUCGGUUAACCAUGAAAAAUAAACUAUGGAAAUUCCAAUGAGUAAUUAUGACGUGUACACAUUUUUUCCACUACUCCGUGUUGUGUUGUUCCUCUGAUUUGUGUCAAAUGUCAUUCCAUUGUUUUCAAAUAAAGUUCCUUUUAUCAUAUUC
Molecule: messenger RNA, 2054 nt
Organism: Larimichthys crocea (large yellow croaker)
Lineage: Eukaryota; Metazoa; Chordata; Actinopteri; Sciaenidae
Gene: prkcsh
Product: PRKCSH beta subunit of glucosidase II
Exons: 18
Coding region: 230-1825 (531 amino acids)
Biological process (GO): N-glycan processing; liver development
Cellular component (GO): glucosidase II complex
Molecular function (GO): calcium ion binding
Source: RefSeq, a predicted model, not a curated record